Molecule: messenger RNA, 3833 nt
Organism: Rubroshorea leprosula
Lineage: Eukaryota; Viridiplantae; Streptophyta; Magnoliopsida; Malvales; Dipterocarpaceae
Source: the annotation of a GenBank genome assembly
GCAGAAUGCACCGAAGUCAAGUCGUCCAAUGCCUUCGCCUAAAACCACAAAAAGAAACGAGCACCCACUGUAUCGAUCUUUUUGUAAGUUCUAAGUCACUCUGAGCUUCGAAGUCCACAAAAAGGCAAUUUUCAUACCCAAAACAAUAUUAUCAACAAAUUUUAAACCAAACCAAUUGCCUCACUCAUCGGGAGAUCAGAUCUCAGCGUGCGACGACGAGGAUAUGAGGAAGGACAACGAACAGGGAUAUUUGAUCUAGAGUUGAAAUGAAAUGCAGCCGAAUCUGUUUCCGUUCGGCAGUGUUUUUGGCAACCCGUUCCUGUUCAAUGACGGCGGCGAUUUGAGCGACGGUGGAUUUGAGAGUUCCAGGGUUUUCUUCUUGGUCCCUUUCCUGCUGUCCCAAGGCGGAGGAAUGGAUUUGUCUAAGGUUGGAGAGAAGAUUCUCAGCUCCGUACGGUCGGCGAGAUCACUUGGACUCCUGCCUUCAGGUUCCUCUUCUGAUCGCCCGGAGGUUCCAGCCCGUGCUGCUGCGGCAGCAGCUGUUGCUCGAGUCCUGGCAGGACUGCCUGCCCAUCAGAGAUAUAGCCUCCCAUCAAGUUCAGAAGAACUGAUCUCAAUAUAUGGAAGCAGGCCCCAUGCUGAAGUACUGGAAGAACUAGAGGAAGAUUUCUACGAAGAGGAGUUUGAUCCCAUAAGACAUGUUUUAGAGCAUGUUCCUUCUGAAGAAAAUGAGCUGGCAUAUUUUGAGAAACAGGCUGCUCUUAGACUAGCACAGCUGGAUAAAGUAGCAGAACGUUUAUCUCGUCAAGUAAUUGAGCAUCAUGAAGUAAUGGUGAAGGGUAUGCAUUUGGUGAGGGAAUUGGAGAAAGACUUGAAGGUUGCAAAUGUCAUCUGCAUGAAUGGAAGGAGGCAUUUAACGUCAUCAAUGAAUGAGGUGUCAAGGGAUCUCAUUGUGCAUACAAAUUCUAAAAAGAAGCAAGCUCUGUUGGACAUGCUUCCAGUAUUAGCUGAGCUUCGUCGUGCUCAGGAGAUGCAAAUAGAACUUGAAUGCCUUGUUGAGGAGGGAAAUUAUUGCAAGGCAUUUCAAGUUCUCUCUGAGUAUUUGCAACUACUGGAUAGUUUCUCAGAGCUUGCUGCAAUACAAGAAAUGAGCCGUGGUGUUGAGGUUUGGCUAGGAAGCACUCUUCAAAAGCUGGAUUCACUCUUGUUAGGAGUAUGUCAGGACUUUAAAGAGGAGGGUUAUCUAAAUGUGGUUGAUGCCUAUGCAUUAAUAGGGGAUGUCUCUGGUCUUGCUGAAAAGAUACAGAGCUUCUUUAUGCAGGAAGUUAUCUCAGAAACUCACUCUGUUUUGAAGAGUAUUGUGAAUGAGGAUCAGGAUGUGAACGUGCAGAAUAGUAGACUUACAUACAGUGAUCUAUGCCUUCAGAUACCUGAAUCUAAGUUUAGGCACUGUUUGUUAAGAACACUGGCUGUCUUGUUCAAAUUGAUGUGUUCAUAUCAUGAAAUCAUGAGUUUUCAUCUAGAGCAUAAGGGUUUAGAGUCUCAAGCUUCAAAUGUCAAAUUUAAUGAAGAUAGAAUACCUGCUUCAGAUUCUACAGAGGAGUCUACAAAACCCGUCUCCUUGUCUAAUGAAACUGGAACAAUUGGUUCUGGGAAUUCAGUUACUCAUGAUACAGUUGAUAGUGCAACAAAUGGUGAAGAUGUCGCAUCAAGCAGUGGGUCCCCAUGGUAUCACUUAAGGAAAGAAGCUAUAGCUUUUGUUUCACAAACUCUUCAAAGAGGACGCAAGCAUCUUUGGCAACUUACAACUAGCCGUGUAUCAGUAUUGCUUUCUUCUUCUGCCGUUUCUUCAACAAGCAUUCAUCAAUUUUUGAAAAACUACGAAGAUUUGAAUUCCUUCAUCCUGGCUGGGGAAGCCUUCUGUGGAGUAGAGGCGGUUGAAUUCAGGCAGAAGCUGAAGGGAGUUUGUGAAAAUUACUUUCUAGCAUUCCAUCGGCAAAACUUAUCAGCUCUUAAGAUGGUCUUGGAGAAGGAGAUUUGGCAUACAUUGCCACCAGAUACUAUGCAAGUAAUUAGUUUUGCUGGGCUGGUUGGUGAUGGAGCAGCCCUACUUGUUCCAUCUGAUGGUAACUCUUCUAACAAAAGAACACAUUAUUCUGGCAAAUCAGCAAAUGUAAUUGAUAUGGGUGCCAAGAAGAGUGGAUUUUCUCAUUGGCUUAGAAGUGGAAACCCAUUUUUGGUAAAACUAACCAAUACUUCCAAAGAAAGUCAUAAUUCCUCCCUACUUAAUGGGGGUGAAUAUGAUGUAGCCUCUCCACAUGAUCUUCAUGGGGAUAUAGUAUCUCCACGUAAUGGAGAUAUUAAUCACACAAAUGACACUAGUUCUGUUCCAGAAGAGGAAAAUGAGGAUUUGCUUGCUGAUUUUAUUGAUGAGGAUAGUCAACUCCCUAGUCGAAUUUCAAAAUCCAGCAUUUUGAGAAGUCACUCUUCACAUUGCAAUAAUGAUGAGAUUACAGCACAAACAGGAUCAUCUCUUUGUCUUCUAAGGUCAAUGGAUAAAUAUGCAAGACUGAUGCAGAAACUAGAAAUAGUAAAUGUUGAGUUUUUUAAGGGGAUAUGCCAGUUGUUUGGGGUGUUUUUUUAUUAUGUAUUUGAAACAUUUGGUCAGCAAAAUGGUAGUUCAAGUGGAAAAGGCACAAAUGACUCUCUUAACUAUCGGUUAAAGACAGCCUUAUCCAGAAUAACACAAGAUUGUGAUCUAUGGAUAAAACCUCAGUCAUCAUCAUUUUCAUCUUCGUCACCCACACAUGCGGAUUUGACACUGACCAAUCCUCUAAGUCCAAAUUUUGCUCAUUCACCAGGAACAUCUUUUGGUCUCAAGGAAAGAUGCAUGGCUGCUGAUAGUAUGUCUCUUGUUGCUCGGAUGUUGCAUAGAUCAAGAAACCACCUUCAAUCAAUGCUUCUACAAAAUAAUACUGCUGUAAUUGAAGAUUUCUAUGUGCACCAGGUGGGUUCUGUGCCAGAUCUUAUAGAGCAAAUACACAGGACGACUGCAAGAACACUGCUCCACAUCAAUGGGUAUGUUGAUAAAAUUGCCAAUGCUAAAUGGGAGGUAAAAGAGCUGGGAAUGGAGCACAAUGGGUAUGUUGAUUUGCUAUUGGGAGAAUUUAAGCACUAUAAAACAAGGCUUGCUCAUGGUGGAAUCCAAAAGGAGGUGCAAGACCUCGUCUUGGAAUAUGGUCUUGAACUUGUUGCAGAAACUCUUGUUGAGGGUCUAUCAAGAGUCAAGAGGUGUACUGAUGAAGGAAGAGCUCUCAUGUCUUUAGACCAUCAGGUUUUGAUCAAUGGCCUGCAACACUUUGUCUCCAUAAACGUGAAGCCAAAGUUACAUAUGGUUGAAACUUUCAUUAAGGCUUAUUACCUUCCUGAAACAGAAUUUGUGCACUGGGCACGUGCUCACCCUGAAUUCAGUAAAAAUCAAAUUGUGGGCCUGAUUAACCUUGUUGCCUCAAUGAAAAGUUGGAAAAGAAAAAUUAGAUUGGAAGUGCUAGAGAAGAUUGAGUGAGCAGGCAUGUAGGUUCAGAACAUUCGGUAAAGUUUCACACUCCAAUAAUUUUUUUGUUCUUUGUGCUGAGUAAUGUAUAUUGGAUAGUUUAUUGUUUUCCCAGAAAUGCGGUUUAAGGCUGUAUAUUUUGUAUUAGCAUUAUCUUCUCCCAUGAAGGGAAUACCAUAUGUAAUCUUGAAUUACAUACUUGGAUGUGAAAUAAUCCAAUGACUUAUCAUCAAAAAAAGAAGAAGAAGAAUAAUCCGUUGAAUCAAAUGGUAAAGUAUCA